Ilex paraguariensis (yerba mate) is the source of this 729-nucleotide messenger RNA. The record is from the annotation of a GenBank genome assembly. NCBI's taxonomy places the organism in Eukaryota, Viridiplantae, Streptophyta, Magnoliopsida, Aquifoliales, Aquifoliaceae.
AUGGAUAACCCAUUACGAAGUUCUGAGAUUCGGGCUGAACGUAAAUGCUUCCCUGUGGAAUAUUGGGAUUUUUGCAUUACUGAAAGAAGUCGGAAGUUCAGAUUUUGUGUCGAAUUACCUGAAGAUUGUACAAGAUGGGAGGCUUUGAAAAAUGCUGCUGCUGCCUCAUCUUUUUUUGGGGUUGGGGUUUUGGGGGGGUUCAAGAAAUUUGAAGCUAGCUACUUUGUAUCCUGGGUUGAAGAGAUAAAAAACAAUAGAGUCACUUUCUUGAAGAUUUCAGAGAAGUCUACAAAAGGAAGAGUGAAUCGUUUAAUGGUCCCAAAUGUUAUGGAGGUAGUGGGUCAAGGAAUUUGGAAAUUUGAUUCUGAAAGCUUGUUUGGGAGAGUACAGAUCCACUGGAAUGCACAUAUUCAAAGAUGGGUUAGGGCUAUUCUUACAAAUUUGCCUAAGGAAGAAGAUUUGGGAGAUUUCAUGGUGGCGUUGCAGCAAGAUGGCCAAGAGAUCAGUAGAGAGAAAGGUCUGAAGAAGGAUUGUUUUGGAAUCUUAGAAAGGCUGGCGAUACCCUCGAAUCAUGAUUUGCAUCUUUUCGUGGAAUUUGAUGAUGAAAGGAAAGAGCUUUUGGAAAAAGAGUUGAUUUCCUAUGGAAAAUUUGAGGAAGAUGCUGAAGAGGAUUUCUAUGGAGUUGAAGCAGUCAAAGUUGAUUCAGAGUUGGGAUCCAACUCGGAAUAA